Vicia villosa (hairy vetch) is the source of this 724-nucleotide messenger RNA. RefSeq lists its product as uncharacterized. The transcript has 5 exons. The record is from RefSeq and is a predicted model, not a curated record. Bases 62 to 724 code for a protein of 220 amino acids. Lineage: Eukaryota; Viridiplantae; Streptophyta; Magnoliopsida; Fabales; Fabaceae.
AUGUCAAGAGAGAUUGAUGAAUUAGAUAAGAUUAUUGUUUUGUAGUGAUUCGGUUUCGCGAAUGGCAAGAGACCUGUUAGAUUUGUUCUCCAUGAAAACCUGGAGGUGUUCUUGGUCUCUUGCCGCGACGAUUGCUUCGGUUUUGGCAUUGGCUUCUGUAGUUCAUUUGUUCUUGUUUCCGUUGACGCCGUCUUUAGAUUAUUUUAAGUUAGCUUCAAAUUCAUGUGUUUCGAGUAAUGCAUCGGUGGAGUUGUUUAGCAAGCGUGGUUGGGAUGAACCUGCGAUUGAUUUGAAGAUUCGGUUCCCGGGUGAUUUGCACGGUUCGGUUGCUUAUAAGGGUGCGCCGUGGAAGGAUGAGAUUGGUCGGUGGCUUGCAGGUUGUGAUUCUGUUACAAAGGAAAUCAACGUUUCUGAGAUAAUAGGUGGAAAUGAGUGCAAAAAUGACUGCAGUGGUCUGGGAGUUUGUAAUCAAGAGUUGGGACAAUGUCGAUGCUUUCAUGGUUAUGCUGAGAACAAUGAAGCUCAUCUUGCUUUGGGGACUACCCUGUUUCAUAGCGGAAUGUGCAUACAAGAUAUGAUCAGCUUUGAAGAUGUAUUGAAGGAGUUUACUUCUAAGAAAUGCGGUAAACUUGGGAAAUUGCUUAAGGAAAGUGGUAAUCAUGGGGUUCAGAUGAAACACAAAGAUUCUAGAGCACCGAAGCUAACCGUCAAGCAUGGAAACUAG